AUGACAUCAACCAAGCACUUGAUUCCUUCGCCAAUGGGAAGUCUAUCCGGAAGGCCUCGAUGGAGUAGGGUAUUCCAAGGGCCGCUCUCUUCAACCGCAUGCAUGGCCGGGAAUAUUCUAAUCCAGGACGCUCUAGGCCCCCCUCCCACACACUCGCAGAUCAGACAAUUCGCGGAGCGGAUGCUUGCCGUCAAAGGGGACCACGAACCACUUGGAAAACACUGGAUGCAGGCUUUUCUGAGAAGAAACCCUGAAAUUCGGACGCAGAGGUGCUAUCAUAGAGACUCUGCACGUGUUAACGGUGCUUCCACCCCGGUAAUUCGACCUUGGUUUAGAAAUUUCUACAUUCCCGAGAUCCAGGCUAUUGAGCCAGAGAACAGGUACAACAUGGAUGAAGCGGGCAUCGUGGAAGGCUUGGGGGAGAAUGGUCUAGUCGUUGGAAGUUCGGAGAGACGCUCUGUUCAGAAGAAAACGCCGGGUUCGAGAGCCUGGACGUCCUUUAUCGAAUUCGUGUCGGCUACUGGCUGCGCACUACCGCCUUUGGUUAUAUUCAAGGGAAAAUCCGUUCAGAAACAAUGGUUUUCGCACGAUUUAAGUUAUUUCAAGGAUUGGCAAUUCACAGCGACAAAAAACGGCUGGACUUCGGACCAAACUGCGGUCGAGUGGCUUGAAAAGAUGUUUAUUCCCAGGACCCAGCCAUUCGACCCAUCCGAGCAAAGAUUGUUAAUUUUAGACGGGCACGGAAGCCACGAGUCGGUUGAUUUCAUGUACCUAUGCUAUCAGCAUAAGAUUCAUCUACUUUACCUUCCCCCUCAUACCUCACAUGUCCUGCAACCUCUCGAUCUGUCCGUCUUCUCACCUCUCAAGCACUUCUACCGCAAAGAGGUCGAAUUUCUAAGCCUCUUGACCGAUUCAAGCCCAGUCGGCAAGCAAAACUUUCUUAUAUGCUAUCAAAAAGCUCGGAAACAGGCGCUGUCUGCAUCAAACAUCAAGGGUGGUUGGAAAGCAAACGGUCUCUGGCCAGUGUCAGUUGCAAAGCCUCUUUUGAGCCGUCUCCUGCUAGAGAACAGUAACAAGGGUAAUAACGCACGAAAACCACCGAUGAAUUGA
Molecule: messenger RNA, 1110 nt
Organism: Metarhizium robertsii ARSEF 23
Lineage: Eukaryota; Fungi; Ascomycota; Sordariomycetes; Hypocreales; Clavicipitaceae
Product: transposase
Exons: 2
Coding region: 1-1110 (369 amino acids)
Cellular component (GO): nucleus
Molecular function (GO): DNA binding
Source: RefSeq, a predicted model, not a curated record